This is a messenger RNA of Saitoella complicata NRRL Y-17804, 612 nucleotides long. Its product is annotated as vacuolar ATP synthase subunit C. Gene Ontology annotation, molecular function: proton-transporting ATPase activity, rotational mechanism. The coding region runs from base 1 to 612 and encodes 203 amino acids. The transcript is spliced from 3 exons. NCBI's taxonomy places the organism in Eukaryota, Fungi, Ascomycota, Saitoellomycetes, Saitoellales, Saitoellaceae. The record is from RefSeq and is a predicted model, not a curated record. Gene Ontology annotation, cellular component: proton-transporting V-type ATPase, V0 domain. Gene Ontology annotation, biological process: proton transmembrane transport.
AUGGGUGCUAUCACUACAAUUACCUACUCUACAGCCUCGCUGGCUACCCUGGUCGGGCUAUACAUGCUCUUCCACAAUACCGGCGAAGAGUUCAACCCAGGCUACUUCCUCACCGAAACCUCCCCCUACUCCUGGGGCCUCCUCGGUAUCUCCCUCUGCAUCGGACUCUCCGUCGUUGGCGCCGCAUGGGGUAUCUUCAUCACUGGAUCGUCGAUUCUUGGAGGUGGAGUACGCGCACCGAAUAUCCAGACGAAGAAUUUGAUUUCGAUUAUUUUUUGUGAGGUUGUUGCUAUUUAUGGGGUUAUUAUGAGUAUUGUGUUCUCUGCUAAGCUCGCGUCGGUUCCUGAGACGGGGUUGUACUCGAAAGCAAACCUCUACACCGGGUACGCUCUUUUCUGGGGUGGUUUAACCGUGGGUCUGUGUAACCUCGCCUGUGGUGUCGCCGUUGGAAUCACUGGCUCCUCCGCCGCACUAGCUGACGCCCAAAACCCAAGUCUUUUCGUCAAGAUCUUGGUCGUGGAGAUCUUCGGAAGUGUUUUGGGGCUGUUCGGGUUGAUUAUCGGACUGUUAGUCACUGGCAAGGCUGGAGACUUUGCGGGUGUUGCGGCAUAA